Messenger RNA from Pangasianodon hypophthalmus (striped catfish), 719 nucleotides. It is a transcript of the gene sec61b, whose product is annotated as SEC61 translocon subunit beta. Gene Ontology annotation, cellular component: Sec61 translocon complex. Gene Ontology annotation, biological process: intracellular protein transport. The record is from RefSeq and is a predicted model, not a curated record. NCBI's taxonomy places the organism in Eukaryota, Metazoa, Chordata, Actinopteri, Siluriformes, Pangasiidae. Bases 148 to 441 code for a protein of 97 amino acids. The transcript is spliced from 4 exons.
AAGCGGGUCCUUCCUUGAGUUGUCGUGGCCUUUUCAGUAAAUCGUCAGCAGAAAAAUAGCCCUCUCUUUACAGUCGCUUCAUAGCCAGUGACCAUCAUUCUGCUCAGGUCUUAAUCUUGAAAGCUCCCCAAAAAAGCUCAGAACAACAUGCCUGGACCCGCAGCAAGCGCAUCUAGCGUAGGCGCCUCCGGUCGCUCCCCCAGUAAGACGGUGGCCCCGAGAGCAGCAGGAUCCACAGUCAGACAGAGGAAAGCGACUGGCAGCGGUACACGGUCUGCAGGCAGAGCUACAGCAUCAGCGGGUACAGGUGGCAUGUGGCGCUUCUACACCGAGGACUCGCCAGGACUCAAAGUUGGCCCUGUGCCAGUGCUUGUAAUGAGUCUGCUGUUCAUCGCCUCCGUCUUCAUGCUCCACAUAUGGGGAAAGUACACCCGCUCCUAAACCUCCUGACCUUUGAACUUUGACCUUCAAGUGAUUAUGAAUUAAGCCAUUGGACCUGGACCAAACUCUGACCCCAUACAGCAAACCUGGUUCACCUGGUAUUUUCAUUUCAGAAAAGUAAACAAGGUUUACUUCCCUGCUACAAGUUUUCAUUUGUUCUUCUUCUUUCUUUUUUUUUUUUAAUCUGGAAUAGGACAUGUACAUUUUUUGCUAACCUUUGUACAAACGCUUCUGUAAAAUUGUACAAUAAUAAUAAAAAAAAAAAAGACCACAAAAUA